Molecule: messenger RNA, 1129 nt
Organism: Lineus longissimus
Lineage: Eukaryota; Metazoa; Nemertea; Pilidiophora; Heteronemertea; Lineidae
Product: GTP-binding protein 8-like
Exons: 8
Coding region: 163-990 (275 amino acids)
Cellular component (GO): mitochondrion
Molecular function (GO): GTP binding
Source: RefSeq, a predicted model, not a curated record
AUUUUGUACACGUUGUAGUGAGUUUCAUUCAACUCGAUCACCACUGAAUUAAUUCGACAAGUUAUGGGGGUUUCAAGUUAGACCAGAAGAAGCUAUCAUCGAUGUGAUUAUGCAUGUUUUGGUCUGUUUCAGUACACUAGGGCAGUUGUAGAAAUAAAGGUGAUGCUGCCAAAAAGGAACUCGAGGGUUUACUUAAAUCUGUGUCGACGAUUGUUUCAUACAUCACAGAAAUUGCAAAUAAGAACAUUGGAUCCAUAUGUAGAUGUCUUUGCCCGACUCCAGUCGAACGUUCAAGUGCCAUUGGUGAAAAAAGAUGAGAAGUUAUUUUUGCCUUCGCUGGAAAAGAUGAAGGAGGCUGAAAAACUGUUCAGGCCAAGUCGUUCACACGCGAUUGAAUGGUCAGCUAGACGUGUUGUUGACGCUGACAGCUAUCCAGUGGAGAAACUCCCAGAGGUAGCAUUUCUGGGUCGGAGUAAUGUUGGAAAGUCAUCUUUGAUUCAAGCAAUUUUCUCGAGAGUUGAUCCAAAACUGCUGAAGAUAGGGAUAUCGAAAAAACCUGGACACACCAAGUCGCUUCAUUUCUUCAACGUGGGAAAAGCUCUCUCUUUGGUGGACGCCCCAGGUUAUGGUUUUAAUAUGCCAGAAAACUUUGAACGAUCGGUGGAGACAUAUCUAAAGACCAGGAAAACGCUAACUCGUACUUUUCUGCUCCUGGAUUCUGCGGCUGGUAUCACCAAACAUGACGAAACUGGGAUCGAGAUGCUGGAGGAUGCAGGCGUCCCAUAUGUGGUUGUCUUGACGAAGGUGGACAAGAUAAGUGAUAGACGCUUGAUUGAGUCUGUAUUGGCCUUUACAGAUUAUCAGGAGAAGAAGAUGCAUUGUUGCUUGUCACAACCAUUCAUGGUGAGCUCACACACGAUGAUUGGAGUACCAUUACUGCAGUGUUUUAUCGCCUAUCUGACGGGAAAUCUAGCUAUCGAUGGACACUGAGAUGACAAAUAAGCUGAUGCCUGCGAAUAUCCAAACAACUUCACGUCAACCACGUUCUUCGAGUCCACGGUGGCUUCCCACGUCGGCCAUGUGAGGGUUAUCUGGCCCCAGUCCAAAGCCAUCAUGUCAAAACCUCGGC